UGAUGGAGGCUGUCGUCUUCAUCUUUUUAUCCAUACUGCUAGUCACUGUAAAUACAACUUCACCACAGAAAAACAACGAAGAAAGCUGCCCUCCUUGGUUUCACUGGGAUGAGGACUCUCAUCAGUGUCAAAGUUGUCCAAUUGGUUAUUACAGUCCUAAUUGUUCCCUGCCCUGUAGAUAUCCAAGCUAUGGCGAGCGAUGUCAGAAGCUAUGUAAUUGUACGGCAGAAUACUGUGCCAGUGAUAAAGGGUGUAUCAAUAAAACAAGUGAGUAUCGGUAAAUGUAUCGCUCAAGUUUAUAACGUUACUAUUCCAUCAUUCAAUCAGUUCCAUAUAGUAAUAUAGAAUAGUGUCUUAGUAAUCUACAAGUAAUGUCCA
This is a messenger RNA of Ostrea edulis (European flat oyster), 378 nucleotides long. Its product is annotated as multiple epidermal growth factor-like domains protein 6. NCBI's taxonomy places the organism in Eukaryota, Metazoa, Mollusca, Bivalvia, Ostreida, Ostreidae. The transcript is spliced from 3 exons. The coding region runs from base 3 to 281 and encodes 92 amino acids. The record is from RefSeq and is a predicted model, not a curated record.